Molecule: messenger RNA, 3891 nt
Organism: Cherax quadricarinatus
Lineage: Eukaryota; Metazoa; Arthropoda; Malacostraca; Decapoda; Parastacidae
Source: RefSeq, a predicted model, not a curated record
ACUCAGCAGCAGCCAUAUCUUCAGCAACAGCAUCAUCAUUGUAGUCAUGUCUGAGGUGCGAAUAUCAGGGGUUGAGCAAGGACGGAGGAAUGCAAAGGAACCCCCUGAUACCAGCCAUGACACCCCACUCAUGACACUUUUCCGAGGCUAUUCCAAGGCACUGGAUGAAAAGAACGACAAAUACGAGAGAAUAUACAAGACGAGCAGAGAUGUGACGGUUCGUAGCAAGAGGAUCAUCUUCUCCCUUCAGAGAAUCCCAGGGUUAGCUGAAGAUGAAAAGGGAAAUGUGCUUACUUCUGCUGCUAAUGAUUUGCGAGAUGUGGAACAGACACUGUUGAAACACAUUGCAAUGGAACUUAGAGAUGAAGAUCCCCACCAGUUUGUCAAUGCUUACACCUCAGGAAUCCAAGAGUAUAUAGAGGCCCUGUCCUUCCACUUCUUCUUGCUCACAGAAACCAUCAUCAGUCACAACGAGGUUCAGGGACGCCUGACUUUUGGCUCUCAAGAUCAAACUGACAUAGUGCCCAUUAGUGUCCUUGUGCAGGCAAAGGAAUAUAUACUUGGUAUUGCUGAUCUUACAGGAGAGCUCAUGCGUUUCUGUAUAAAGUGUGUUAGUACAGGGGACUUUGAAAUGUGCUUUAAGAUCUGUGAUGUCCUCAAGAAAAUGCAUGGAGGAUUCUUAUCUUUGGGUUAUAUUCCAGCCAAGGAGCUUUAUCACAAAAUGAUGGUGUUCAGAUCUAGUUUACAUAAAGUAGAAGAAGCAUGUUAUUCAUUGCAAUUGAGGAAAUCAGAGGUUCCUGCAGAAAUGCUUGGUGAUGUGUUUGCUAUGUAUGAUGCAGAUGACCAGAAUGUUGCAUUUGUUUAAAUUUAUAGCAGCAUAUUUUAUGGAGUGUUCAGAUUAUAAAAAAAAUUUUCCUUUAAAGACAUUGGCUAUCUCUCACCAAGGCAGGGUGACCCAAAACAAGGAAACACAUUAACUAUCAUUCACUCAGUAGCUGUCUUGCCAGAAGUGUGCAGACCUCACAAUUCAAUAGACCCUCUGAAUUCUUACAUCCCUAGGCUUCCUUUAGAGUGCAGGCACAGUACUUUUCACCUCCAGGACUUACAUCCAGUUACAGUGGACCCCCGUUUUUCAUAAUUAAUCCGAUCCAGAGAGCGUGACUAAUGGCGAAAUUGAUGAUUUGCAAAACCAUAUUCCCCGUAAGAAAUAAUGUAAAUCCAGUUAAUCCGUUCCAGACACCCAAAAGUAUUAAAACAAAAUAAUUUUUUUACAUGAAAUAUAGAUGUACAUACACAGAAAACAAUGAGACAUGAAUAAAACAAUAAUAACAUGAGACUUACCUUUAUUGAAGAUUCUUCAUAGUGUAUGGAAGACAGGAGGAGGGGAGAGGAUGGAGAAAUUACUGUUUGGAAGGGGAUUCCCCUUCCAUUAAGACUUCAGGUAUCAAGUCCUUUUCUGGGGUUACUUCCCUUCUUUGUUUUUUAAUGCCACUAGGACCAGCUUGAGUCACUGCACACCUGUGGCACUAAAUAUCUGGCCAGAGAGCUCUGUUUCUGGCAUCUCUUUAAAAUUUCCCUAAAAUGGGACAAGACAUUGUCAUUGUACAUGUUGCCGACACGGCUUGCAACAGCUUUGUUAGGGUGAUGUCCCUCCACAGAUCUUUCCAUCCUAUUCCACAUUGCACAAAUCUCCCUUACUGCCACCACCUACCACCCUCUCCCACCAUCACUACCACCCUUUAUCACCAUCACAACCACUACCACCCUCUACCACCAUCACUACCACCAUCACUACCACCCUCUACCACCAUCACUACCACCCUCUACCACCAUCACUACCACCCUCUACCACCAUCACUACCACACUCCCACCAUCACUACCACUACCACCCUCUACCACCAUCACUACCACCCUCUACCACCAUCACUACCACCCUCUACCACCAUCACUACCACCCUCUACCACUAUCACUACCACCACCACUUUCAUAUUUUUCUACAAUCUUUUUGUUUAAUUCUAUCGUGUUUGUCACCUUCUUUACCAGAUGGCUGGCACUAGCUUUCUUUGGGCCCAUGGUGGCUUAUUUAGCAGUUUCAUGCACUAAAAUGAAUGGAAUAUUACAAAAAGUAUCGUAUGAAUGCGUGGUAUCGUGCUCACUCACUGAUAAACAAUGGCACACUGACUGUGAAUGGUGUGUGGGGCCGUUCAUAUACGUUUGGGCCGAACGACUAUUUGCAAGUCAAACAAUGAUUCGCGAGUCAAUAUUUUGAUGAAAAAAGUUACGAUUUGCGAAAAUUACGAAUUCCAGUGCUUACGAAAAACGAGGGUCCACUGUAACUGGUUUUCCUGAAUCUCUUCAUAAGUGUUACAUUGCUCACACUAACAACACAGCAAACUGUAAGAACCACUCACUUCAAACUAACACACACUCACAAGCAUGCUAAAUACUGAAGCCCCUAGCACUCAAAACCUCCUUAUUCCUUCCCUCCCUCCAGCACUUCCUAGAAUGACUCUUACCCCUCCUUCCUUGCUACCCAGAUUUAUACACCCUGCCCAAACCACCUCACCAUCACUUCCUCAACCCUCUGAAUUUAAUUUACCUGUUGAUUUAUUUAUGUUUUCAUAUCUGUUUGUAGUUAUAAGAACAGAGCUAUGCUUAUGUCACAUGUUCACUAUAGGUUCCGUAUUACAUCCUCUUUUCUUCUAGGGGUGCUUGAAUGCUGCUGAAGGGCCAUUGAUCCAAGGAAUUGGAUUAUUACUUUUAUAGUUAGGGAAAAGCACUAAACUCAAUGGGGUCAUACAGUAAUUUUAAUAAUGCAGUCAUUUUAUGCUCUAAAUUCACUGGGGUCAUACAGUGGUGUGGGUAGGGGUGUGCAAGAAGUAUGGAUGUACAAGGGGUAGGGAUAUACCAACCGUUACCCAUUGCAUAUUGCUACCCUUAAUACACUCCUCCCCUGGUACACUCCUACUUACAGGGUCAUACAGUGAUUGGGGAAUAAGAGGCAAUCAGGUUCAAUCCAACGAAGGGGAGAACAGGUCCAAUUAUUUGAAUAAAGAAUCCCUCACCAGCAUCAAGAAACUUCCCUUGAGGAACUUAUUCUCCCAUUCCUCAGAUCAAACCUGAUUACCUUUCAUUUCUUAGCGAGUGAAUGACCCAACGGGUUCAACAUUUUCCCAUGAAUACAAUAUCAAAUAAUUACAGCUUCUUGGAUCCUAUUCCAGCAGUCUAUCAUUAUUUGUAAUGAAACAUUUUCUGCUUGAUGUUGCUGUAAAAUAUUUCUUCUUUAUUGUAAUUUUUUAAAUACAUUGGCCAUCUUCCACUUGUAUUUCUUAGCUCUGGGAGCUGUAGGUGACCACAUCUUUGUUGUUAUAGUAACAGGUACGUGCUUAUUGUGUCCUCUCUUCAAGGUUUUACUUUUCAUUUUGUAGUUUCCAAUGGUUGUAUCACAUACUGCCUCCUUUUGGAUUUCGAUACAUUCCGGUACUCUGCCAAUCUUUAUAAAGAAAAUUUUUCUAGUAGUCUUUUGCACUACUUUUUUCUCAGUUAAUAAAUGUAGUCUUUUGUUUUCUAGGUUGAUAUUGCUAAGAAAUUUUAAAAAUUUUUGUUAUCUAUUUAUGAUUUUAUAUAUGGAUUUAUAUAAUGUCUCUACUUUUCCUCCUUUUGGCCAUUGUAAGAUUUUUUUGUAGUGUCAGGCAUUAUUCAUAAAUUAUACAGUAUUUUUGACUCUGUAAAUCACAUUUUGUGUGUGGGCACCACAUUCUUGCUGUAAAUUCCAGUUUUAAAAUAAUCUAAAUUGUUAACUGCUUUUUUAUCAUUUCUAUAGAAAUAUAUCUGAAUUCUGUUUUGAUGUCUCUCUCUCUCUCUUUCUUUCUUUCUUUCUUUCUCUCUC